This is a messenger RNA of Miscanthus lutarioriparius, 1221 nucleotides long. The record is from the annotation of a GenBank genome assembly. Lineage: Eukaryota; Viridiplantae; Streptophyta; Magnoliopsida; Poales; Poaceae.
AUGGAGAUCAUGUCACCGCGGCCGCCGCAGGAGUUCCUGCUCGACAACGCGGCCGCCGGCGCCUACACCCCAAAGUCCGCGAUCAUGAACCCGUUCGCCUCCACCGACGACGUGGCGGCGGGCAACCCCUUCCUGGCCACCACGGCGGUGACGGCGCCCCCGUCGCCCAACCCGUUCGAGCAACUCCCUCCCGGCGCCUCCGGCGCCGACCCCUUCGACCUCUUCCAGCACUUCACCAGCACUCCCACCAGCCCGGCGCGGGCCGCCGCCAUAUACGCGCAGUUCGACAGCGUCAACGGCGGCGGCGACAAGGACGACGACGACGACGUGGGGUUCCAGCCCCGCGUGUCUUACUCUAUGUCUAAGCCAAUGGUCACCUCCACCGUGCCAUUCGACUGGGAAGAGAAGCCAGGGAAGCCGAAGGCCGAGUUCGCCAGCGUGGCCGCGACGACUGUGGAAGCGGGCGAGAUGGACGACGCGGACUUCGACUUCGGCGUCCUCCUCGACAAGGCCUCCGCGCAGGCGCAAGAACUGACGACGGCGGACGAGCUCUUCGACGAGGGCAAGAUCCGACCUCUGAAGCCUCCGCCGCGUUUACUCGAAAGCGGAAGUGUGGGAUCCUCGCCACGAUCGGUGAGGUCCGUGAUGUGGUCUCCCCGGCUACGGGCCCGCCUGACAGGGCCUGGCAGUGCCAAUGCCAAAUUCGACCCGUUCGCCGCCGCGCUGGCCAAGGCGGCCAAUGCCCCCUCCCCUCCUGGCGCCGGCGCCAAACACGACGCGGGCGGCGUCGACUCAGCCUCUUCUCCCAUGGAUCCCGACGCUGCCACGCCCCCGCCCUCCACUCCUCCGGCCACCAGUAAUGGCGGCGGCAGGAAGAAGUGGCGGCUCAGAGACCUGCUCCUCUUCCGGAGGGCAACCAAAGGCCGGACCGCCGGCAACAUUAGCAAGGACCCGGUAUUCAAGUACGCGCCGGUGCAAGUGCAACAGCCGGUGAAGGCGGCGAGCGCAGGACCCGCGGCUGCCGAUGGCCACGCCUCGGCCGGCAAGAACAAGAAGCGGAGCAAGAAGGCGGCGGCAGCAGAGGGCGGCAUGCCGAUGCCGCAGCGGCAGAACCUAAUGGGCUGCGUCCGGCUGCACCCGGGCCUUCACCGGCUGGCCAAAGGGUUCCACGGCCACCUGGAGCACCUCGGCGGCCGCGGCGCCGCCAGGUCGGCGACGUGA